CCGCCGUCUUCUCAUCCCGCCAUUACUAGAAGGAUCUGAGCGCUGAGAGGAGCUGAGGCUGGAAAAUCGGAGAGAGAUUCAACCAGACGGACAACUCAGAGAUCGGAGGCUAUUCAGAGAGAUGGAGCUGAGUGUGGUGGCGUUGUUGAUGGUGGUGGUCUCUAUGUCUCUUGCACAGGAAGACUUGGAGGGUAAAGUCUUCGUCUUCCCCAAAGAAACCGACACGGAUCAUGUCAUUCUAAGACCUACAAUUACAGAGCCAUUGCAGAAAGCCACCGUCUGUCUACGUCCCUACAGUGAGCUUCCCCGUCCCUAUACUUUGUUCUCUAUUGCUACUCCAAGAUACGCCAAUGCCUUUCACAUCUCCUUACAGCCUCCAUACACCUAUAGUGUAUUCAUUAAUAAUGCAGUGUCUGCUUUUGCACCAAACUGGAAGCCUUUUUAUGGGAGGCACGUCUGUGUGACCUGGGACUCCACCAAUGCCUAUCUUUGGCUCAAUGGAAAGCUCUCCCCCGAAAAGAGGCAAUAUUAUUAUCUCAACUAUAUUGAUGCUGAAAGCAGGAUUGUUCUGGGACAGCGCCAACACUCAUUUGGUGGAGGGUUUGAUGCUUCUGAGUCAUUGGUUGGUGAAAUAGGUGACGUCCACAUGUGGGAUUAUGCCCUGACUCAGGAAGACAUCCAGAAGGUCCUCUCUGGUGAUCUCCAUGGAAACGUCAUUAAUUGGAACUCCUUACGUUAUGAAAUGAAAGGGGAAGUUCUUGUCAAGCCCGAACCUCAACACUUGCAGAGUAAAGUCUUCGUCUUCCCCAAAGAAACCGACACAGAUCAUGUCAUUCUAAGAUCUACAAUCACAAGGCCAUUGCAGGAAAUCACCGUCUGUCUACAUUCUUAUACCGACCUUUCCCGCCCCUAUACUCUCUUCUCUCUCGCUACUCCCGGGAAGGACAACGCCUUUGUGAUCGACUUCCAGCCACCAAACAUUUGUUCCGUAUCUAUCAACCAGGAACUCACUAGUUUUAGGACAGAUUCUGAGUCUUUGGCCUGGAGGCACAUCUGUGUGACCUGGGACUCCAACACUGGAGUGGUCCAACUUUGGGUCAACGGGAAACUCUACCCCAGAAGAGGCUCCAUGAAAGGGUCUUCUAUCGCAGCUGAGACCAGCAUUGUUCUGGGACAGGAACAAGACUCUUUUGGUGGAAAGUUUGAUGAGAAGCAGUCAUUGGUCGGUGAAAUAAGUGACGUCCACAUGUGGGAUUAUGUCCUGACUCCGGAAGACAUCUCUGGCAGACACAAAGGGAAUGUUAUUAAUUGGUUAUCUCUAUACUGUGAGAUCAAAGGGGAAGUUCAUAUCCAGCCCAAAUUCUACUGAAAGCCAAUGAGCUCAUCAUAUACACUUUGGGCCAGAUUCAUAUAGUUGCGCGGCGGCGUAACGUAUCUCAUUUACGUUACACCGCCGCAAGUUUUA
Molecule: messenger RNA, 1465 nt
Organism: Rana temporaria (common frog)
Lineage: Eukaryota; Metazoa; Chordata; Amphibia; Anura; Ranidae
Product: C-reactive protein-like
Exons: 4
Coding region: 122-1369 (415 amino acids)
Source: RefSeq, a predicted model, not a curated record